Messenger RNA from Planococcus citri (citrus mealybug), 1484 nucleotides. RefSeq names its product prisilkin-39-like. The transcript is spliced from 2 exons. The record is from RefSeq and is a predicted model, not a curated record. NCBI's taxonomy places the organism in Eukaryota, Metazoa, Arthropoda, Insecta, Hemiptera, Pseudococcidae. The coding region runs from base 132 to 1064 and encodes 310 amino acids.
AAAAAAAGGGCCCGAGUGGGGGUAUUUUAUCUUCGUACCUUAGCAUCGGUUUUAUUUAAAACGAAUUAUUCGCUUUAUAAGGUAAACGUCUUUUUAAUAUUCGGUUAAACUGUGUGUGAAAAGUUUUCAUUAUGGCGAAAAUGAAUACUAUAUCGACUCUUGUAUUCUUCACAAUCGCUUUAUUCUGGACACCAUCCACCUUAUCUGUAAAAACCAGCGACGUGAAAGACAAACGUGGUGCAGUCUCAGGAUCAUAUGGAUCAGCACUGUCGCCUCCUUACAGUCCACCCGAUCAUCCACUCGCCAACUCCGGAUUCACGCCAGUCGCCGCUCCAGUUGGAGUCUACCCUCAAGCACCAGCUCCCAUAAGUGCUCUGCUCAUCCCUGGUAAUCUACUCUACGGCCAAGGCUUAGACUACUCCGGGUUAUCUUACGGAGGCUACGGAGGCUACCCCUCUGUCCCAGCAGCAUAUCCAUUGGGACUGAACUAUGCUGCAGUAGGAUCUCCAUCAGUAGCUGCUUAUAAAUUAGGUCCUGUUACUUUCAACCCUAGUCCAGCAGUUACUCCUUAUGCAGCUCCAGCAGCGUAUCCUUCUUAUAACAUAUUGUCAUCUUUGGGGCCCGAUUACUCUGGUAUCGGAUCUGGUUAUAGUCUACCUUCUGCAGCUUACCCAUCGCACAGUCUGGGAUAUUCUCCUAGCUAUGGUUCUGGUUCCAGUUAUUCGUCUUCGUAUCCUUCCAGUAGCCUGAGCUCGUAUUCUUCGCCGAGUAGCCAAUCAUCUAGCACUUACAGCAGUUCACCACCUUAUUCGGCUUUUGUAGGUAAUAACCAUGGAGGAUCGUCUUACUCGUCGUAUUCGUCUCCAUCUUCUGCAUAUUCUUCGUCUUCUGGUUACUCUCCGUCUUCUGGGUAUUCGUCUUACUCGUCUCCUGGAUACUCUUCUCAAUCUAGUUAUUCUUCUCCUUCGAACUCGUACAGUCAUUCUUCAUCUUCCUCGUACCCAUCGUCGGUCUAUGGGCCACCUUCGUACAAACCUGGCUCCAGUUUAUACUCAAAAUACUAAUAAACGCUUACGUUCCUUUUCUGAAAAGUGAUAUUCGAUUUUCUUACUGUAUCUCAGUCAGUAUUACUAUAAUAUGAUUUAAUUAGGCCUAUUUGUGAAGAAUAUUUCUCAACGUUGAUGUGAGGAAUUUUUUUCGAACUUUGAGAUUACCUUUAUUUUGUUACCCUAUUUAAAGAUAGUUUAUUAUGUAUUUUUUUUAUCUCAAACAUUUUCUAUUAUUAUUAUUUUUACUUUUAUUGCCAUGUAAUCUCGACCUUUUUGAUUUAAAUUAUUUUUGCAUUUUGUCCCUUUUUAUCUUCCUACUCAUUGUAUGUACGUAAUAUAUACCUAAUAAUGUGUACUACCUAACGAAACUAUAUAUUAGAUAGGACCAAAUACCUACCUAUAUUUUGACCAAAUAUAUUUGUAUUAAGGGUUUAA